GACAUGGCACUGCCCGACGAUGAGGAGGGGACAACGGUGGCGAACGGGCACCCGCCCGCGAACGGAUACCUCCCGGUCCCGGGGGACGCGCCCGCUGGAAAGGUGAGCGCGGAGACGCAGAACGGGCCCAAAGCCGGCUGCCUGGCCCUGAAUGGGGUCUCUCGGGACAGCCCCAAGGCCGCCUCGGGAGCUCUGGACAGGCCGAAGACUCCGCUGGCCCCGGAGGAGGAGACCCAGGCCCGGUUGUUGCCCAAGGACCCCGGCGAGCAGACGCCGGCGGUCGAGGGCACCCUGGUGCCCCGGACUGCGCUCUCCGCGCGGCGCUUUUUGGUGCUACUGAUCUUCAGCCUGUACUCGAUGGUGAACGCGUUUCAGUGGAUCCAAUACAGCAUCAUCAGCAACGUUUUCGAGGGCUUCUACAACGUCUCCUCGCUGCACAUUGACUGGCUGUCCAUGGUAUACAUGCUGGCCUACGUGCCCCUCAUCUUCCCGGCCACCUGGCUGCUGGAUACCAGAGGCCUGCGGCUCACCGCCCUGCUGGGUUCCGGCCUCAACUGCCUGGGCGCCUGGAUCAAGUGCGGCAGCGUGCAGCAGCAUCUCUUCUGGGUCACCAUGUUGGGCCAGUGCCUGUGCUCUGUGGCUCAGGUGUUCAUCCUCGGCUUGCCCUCCCACAUCGCUUCAGUGUGGUUUGGGCCCAAGGAGGUGUCCACAGCUUGCGCCACCGCCGUGCUAGGUAAUCAGCUUGGAACUGCAGUUGGCUUUUUGCUGCCACCAGUUUUGGUGCCGAACACACAGAAUAACACACAACUGCUGGCUUGUAAUAUCAGUACCAUGUUUUAUGGAACUUCAGCUGUCUCCACACUUUUAUUUAUUUUAACGGUAAUUGCAUUCAAAGAAAAACCUCAGUAUCCACCAAGCCAGGCUCAAGCAGUUCUCCAAGACAGUCCCCCUGGAGAGUAUUCCUAUGGGAAAUCAAUAAGGAACCUAUUUAAAAAUAUUCCUUUUGUCCUUCUAUUGAUCACUUAUGGUAUCAUGACUGGAGCAUUUUAUUCAGUCUCAACAUUAUUAAAUCAAAUUAUACUGACAUACUAUAAGGGAGAAGAAGUGAAUGCUGGAAGGAUUGGGCUGACGCUAGUGUUAGCUGGAAUGGUGGGCUCUAUUCUUUGUGGUUUAUGGCUGGAUUAUACCAAAACAUACAAACAUACUACUUUGACAGUUUACAUUUUGUCUUUUGUUGGAAUGGUUAUAUUUACUUUCACACUAAACCUUGGACACAUUAUCAUCGUAUUUGUCACUGGAGGGUUGCUUGGUUUCUUCAUGACUGGUUACCUCCCCUUGGGUUUUGAAUUUGCUGUUGAAAUCACUUACCCUGAGUCUGAAGGUACUUCAUCUGGUCUUCUUAAUGCUGCUGCACAGAUAUUUGGAAUUUUAUUCACAUUGGCGCAAGGAAAGCUCACAUCAGACUAUAGUCCUACGGGAGGGAACAUCUUCCUCUGUGUUUGGAUGUUUGUAGGCAUCAUUUUAACAGCAUUAAUCAAGUCCGAUCUGAAAAGACACAAUAUAAAUAAAGGAAUUACAAAUGGCGAUAUUAAAGCUGUACCAGUUGAUAGCCCCACAGAUGAAGAAUCAAAAACUAUUCUGAUGUCCAAGCAAUCAGAAUCAGCAAUUUGAGACCAGCUGUCCAAGCCCCCUCAGUGUGAAUACAGUCUACGAAUAUGACACUUCUAACCCACCUAAUGACACUAUUGGGAUGAGACUUCCAGAUGACCUCUUAAGAUUUUUCCCAUUUCUUACAUUCUUGUUAGAAAAUACUUUGUAACAGGUACUGUCAGUGACCAUAAAAACUUUUCUGUGUGCAGAUGGAACCCAUAACUUUGGUCUUAGACAUAUGUUCUCAUUAAGCGAAGUAGCUCAGACAGACUCAUUACCUUGAGUUCUUCUUUGUGCUGCCUUCCCAUUCAUCGUAAGAAUGCUAACACUGUAUUUUUCCACUCCAACUUGAUAUAGAGUAGUUUUGUAUCCACUACCUUUUUUUACUCUUUUUUUCUUCAAUAUAUAACUUUCUAGUAAGAAAAUUUCAUCCUAUGUGUUACUGGCUUUCUCAUGAUUUUUUGUAUCACACCUUAUACUUUUGCCUUGAAGAUUCCUGAGAUAAGGAACUCUGUAAUAACUUCAGGUAGCCUAGGUAUUCCCAUUUAGUGGAGACCUCUUGAAAUGCUGUCUGUUCUAAUUCAGAAAAUCAUUCUUUAUGGAAGCUUUAUCAUUCUUUGAGGAAUCCUGUGCCCAGGUCUGUGCUCCCUCAGUGUGUUGGGGGAGUGGAUUCUUUUCUUCACCACAGAAUGUGCAUAGGCUCCAAACUGUUGGAACAUCUGCUCUUUUACAUGCUCAGGGUAAGGAGAAUAGGACCAAAUGCAUUUCCACAGUGCCUACCACUGCGUUUUGUUUACAGUGAGAAUCUCAAUGUUGUUCAUGUCCUGGCUCUCUAAGCUGAUAGGGAAUAUCUUUAGAGUAAUGGCAUUUAAACAGCCAUAAUAUUUAUAUUAUGUCCACAGAAACACAAAAAGCCAAUCAGGUAUUCCCUUGAAUAUCCUUGAAGUGAAUUAGCAAUUCUGAUUUGGGUGUACUAUAUGCAUCGCUUUAUACUGAAAUUAUAACAUUCUCUGUAACCAAACGACUGUAAAUUAUGUGGAAUCUUACCCUGGAGAACGUGUUACCAGAAGAACUUAGCUGGGAAUCAGGAACUUCAGGUCUAUGUCCUGGAUCUGUUUCUAGUUUCCCUGUAAAUCAGGCAGCACUUUCCUCAUCCGUAUAAUGAAUGUGUAAAAUUUGAUCUCAGAGAUCUUUUUUGAAUUUUAAAUGUACUCAUCGGGGGAUAGACCAAAUCAUUGUACCACAGGAACUUAAAUCUAGCUGUAGAAAAAUUCCCUGGACAGUUGAAUAAACAACUGUGGUUGUUACCUUGUAGAUACAGGGAACUUAAAAUCUGUUUUUAGAACUCCCCUGGUGGCACAGUGUUUAAGAAUCCACCUGCCAAGGCAGGGGACAUGGGUUCAAGCCCUGGUCCGGGAAGAUCCCACAUCCUGUGGAGCGUCUAAGCCCGUGCACCACAAAUACUGAGCCUGUGCUCUAGAGCCCGCGAGCUGCAACUACUGAGCCCGCGAGCCACAACUACUGAAACCCAUGCACCUAGAGCCUGUGUCUGCAACAAGAGAAGCCACCACAAUGAGAAGCCUGUGCACCACAACGAAGAGUAGCCCCUGCUCACCACAACUAGAGAAAGCCCUCACGCAGCAACGAGACCUAACACAGCCAAAAAUAAAUUAAUUUAAAAAAUAUGCAUGACAAAAUUUUUAAAAAAUAAAAUCAAAUCUGUUUUUAGCCUUUUUGUUCAGUUGGUGAUAGCUCAGGCACAAUAUGCUGAAUCAUUAACUUCCUUAGAUAUUUACGUCGCAGAUUUUAUGGCCAAAAAUAUAUUUUAAGGUACGUCCUCUAAAUAAUUGUUUUUACUUUUAAACAGUCAAUGUUAUUUCAAAUAAUCAUAUACUUGUCAAGUUCCUGAGGUUUGAACAAAUUACAGAUAAAAGUUGGAAUAUUUUAUUUCUAAAAAGCAUAUAUACAUAUAUGUCAUAUGUAUUUUUCCUUGUUGAUUAGAAAAAGAAUGAAAUAUGAUGUGACAAAACACAAAAUGAAUUGAUAAUUUUUCUGUAUUUUGAAUUAAAUUUGUCUGUAGUACAUCAAACAAGAAUGUCAUGUAAUUCUAUGUCGUAUCUUUGGAAUAUGGAGUUGGUAACUAUCACUUGUGUAAAUUUUAAUCAAGUGAUUUUAGAAAGAAACUGGAUGCUUUCAAAAGCUCUUGUAUUUAUAAAUGUUGCAAAUAUAGCUUUUGCCUUUUGUGAAUGUUGGAGAAAUGUCUUUAAAAAUGUGUUUUAAAAAUAUGUGUGAACAUAGAGUAUUGCCAGAAGAAUGCCUGUCUGUCUUAAGUCAUUUUUCAUGUUCUGAUUUUUGCUUUUUAUACUAUUUAGCUGUAUUCUUGUUCUUCAGUUAUUUCAGACUUGAGAUAAAUUUAUUUUUUUAAGGCUAA
Molecule: messenger RNA, 4081 nt
Organism: Lagenorhynchus albirostris (white-beaked dolphin)
Lineage: Eukaryota; Metazoa; Chordata; Mammalia; Artiodactyla; Delphinidae
Gene: FLVCR1
Product: FLVCR choline and heme transporter 1
Exons: 11
Coding region: 4-1671 (555 amino acids)
Biological process (GO): mitochondrial transport; heme export; transmembrane transport
Cellular component (GO): mitochondrion; membrane
Molecular function (GO): heme transmembrane transporter activity; heme binding
Source: RefSeq, a predicted model, not a curated record